GUUCCUGCUGCUGCGGGAGGGAGCAGUAGGGGGUGGUUGGAGCGUUGGAUGGCUUUGGGGGGAGAAGGGGAGGUGGUCGUCGAGGUAAGUCUAUCAUCCGGAAACUUGACCUACCCACACCGACCCGCCGCGUUCCCUACACACCUCCCCGCCAUUUCUCGUCUGCCCAAAUCAGGCCUCCUCGUCGCGUUCACCUCUCUUCCCAAUUCCACUCUACCGACUUCUGCGUUCACUGCAGCCGCAGCCGCGGGCAUUAGCAGCGGCUGGCUCUUCCCCGGAUCGGGAUCCGGAUCGGUCAAGGUGGUACUUGUCGAAAGGGGCGGAUGUGACUUUGCGACUAAAGUCCAGGCGGCGCAAGAGAGGGGCGCGGGGGCUGUUAUUGUGGGCGAUAGGGCGGACGAGGGGGAGAGUGUGGAGGAAGGGAAGAAGAGGACGGGGGGUUUGAUUACUAUGUUUUCACCAGAAGACACGGACAAUAUACAUAUCCCGUCGGUGUUCGUCUCAAGGGCGGCGUACCUCCAGCUCCUGGAUGUAUUGGAUUCGGCGAGCGGUGAUCAAGAAGGGGUCUGGAUCGAUAUUGGCGAUGGCGCGGACGAGAAUGCUACAUUGGGCGGAAUGCUCUCAUUUGCUUUGCUCAUGCCGAGCUUGUUCUUGCUCGCUACGAUCGCAGUGCAUCGCGUUCGAGUGGCCAGGCAAAAGGAGCAAGACCGUGCUCCCGCCCAAGUCGUACUCUCCCUCCCAGAAAGGGUCUGGCAGCCGGAUAUUGUCUGGGAAAAAGAAGACGAUACGCCGCUCGUCUCCCCCUCCCGCCCCGAUCCUCCAUCUCGCACACCUUCCCGAAAAGCCUCAACCGAAACAUCUAUCACAUCCUCGUCCUCGCCCGCCCGCCCGUCUGCCUCCCGCACGCCAUCGUCAUCGUCUUCGGGCCUCGCACCCCCGCCCAUCUCUUCUCGGGACAUCAUCACGCCUCCAGCUGUAGAAAUCGCCGAUCCAUUCAAUAUCACACCUACCGCCACUCCCACUGCGUCUGGAUCCGGCUCUGGCUCGACAUCGAGUCGGCCGCCGGCGAAACGGACCAAAAGCAAUUCGACGAUCACCGCCGCGGUCAGUAAGAAACGGCGAUACUUUAGUAAGGACGAGUGUGCGAUCUGUAUGGAUGAGUUCCAUGCGGGUGAUAUAGUCCGGAUACUGCCGUGUGGGCAUGUGUUCCAUAAAGAGGAGUGCGAUGAGUGGUUGAUGAAGUGGAGGAAGCUGUGUCCAACAUGUCGAGCAGACGUGACUCUCCCGCCAGGCGCAACACCCCCCGCAGCCAGCCGAGGAGCCAGGCUGACCCUUGUGGACGGACUC
Molecule: messenger RNA, 1347 nt
Organism: Dioszegia hungarica
Lineage: Eukaryota; Fungi; Basidiomycota; Tremellomycetes; Tremellales; Bulleribasidiaceae
Exons: 7
Biological process (GO): ubiquitin-dependent protein catabolic process
Cellular component (GO): cytoplasm
Molecular function (GO): ubiquitin protein ligase activity
Source: RefSeq, a predicted model, not a curated record